Molecule: messenger RNA, 947 nt
Organism: Linum tenue
Lineage: Eukaryota; Viridiplantae; Streptophyta; Magnoliopsida; Malpighiales; Linaceae
Source: the annotation of a GenBank genome assembly
CAUUUUUUUUUACCACACCGUAAAUAGACAAACCUGUCUAGAUAUUUUACCUCCUCAACAGCCUCUAUAUAUUUCACCCCAAAAGAACCCAUUCCGCCACCACACUAAAAAAAAAGGGGGAAAGAAGAAGAACAAGAAGAAGAAGAAAGAAACGAAGCCAUGGUUCUGCUGGAUAACAUGUGGGACGACGUCCUGGCCGGGCCUCAGCCCGAUCGCGGCCUGGGCCGGCUCAGGAGGAUCGGCACCAAGCCCCUCAACGUCGAGGGGGAAGGGGUGAGCACCACCAAGUUCGGGCAGUCGCUGUCGAUGCCGGCGAGCCCCUCGACGCCGGUGACUCCAGGGACGCCCGGCACGCCCGGAUCCGUCCCCAAGGAUAACGUGUGGAGGAGCGUUUUCAAUCCCGGGAGCAACCCCGCCACCAGGUCCAUCGGCGCUCAUGAGUUCUACGACCGCCCGUCCCAGCCAAACUCUCCCACCGUCUAUGACUGGCUUUACAGCGGGGACACGAGGAGCAAGCAUCGCUAGAUGAUGGAGGAGGAAUGUUGACGUGUCGUCGUCGUCGUGGCAAGAUUACUAUAAUAUAUAUAUACAAAUGAUGAAACGUUAUUAACUGAGAGAGCCUGUCCGUGUAGUAUAUAAAUAAAGCCGUUUUGUGGGAGGUGGUGUUGCCGUUUUAUUACCCGCCGUUUCUCGUCUCUGUAUUCUUCCCCGUCGAUCGGGGAAGAAAAGACUUUCGAGCUUUUUUUGAUGGUUUUCUUUGAUAUGCUUUGUUCCAUGACCAGCCACUAUGUUGUACUAUUACUACUAGCUACGACGUACUAUUAAACUACUGCUCUAAUGAAGCUUUUGCCGAUUUCUGUCCUGUACGCUCUUUCCCAGUCGUAUUUGUCAAAGUUCAUCCAGUUUCAGACACUCGGGUACUUACGGUUCAUCAUAGUGACGGGAGU